AUGGUUAAUGACAGGAUGGAGUCCAAGGAUUUGGCAGUAGGAGUUAUAUUCAUCCUUCAAUGUUCCAUGGGAAUUCUGAGACAUUUCACACUUCUAUCUUAUUACCUAAUGCUUCAUUAUAAUAAACACACAUUAAAACCAAUUGAUUUGAUUCUCAUGAACAUGUUCAUAGCCAACUUCUUGUUAAUUUUCUCUAAAAGUGUGCUACAGACAGUGGAAAUUUUUGGGAUGGAACUGUUCUUCAAUGUCUUUGUUUGCAAAUUUCUUUUGUAUAUUGAAAGAGUUGGCCGAAGUGUUUCUGUUGCUACCGUCUGUCUCUUGAGUGUCUUCCAAGCCAUCACCAUCAGUCCCAGAAACUCCUGCCUUAAUGGUCUUAAAGUAAAAGUUCCAAAGUACAUCAACCUCUCUAUUUUCUUUUGCUGGCCUCUGUAUUUUGUUAUAAAUAUGAUUUUACCAGUGUAUGGAUGUAUUAAGUGGAAUAGCAAUAACAUGACAUAUAAAAGAUCUGUAAAAUACUGCUUUAGUAUAGGUCAUGAUGAAUUAACAAGCUCUAUUUUUACAAUACUUUUUGUAUUCCCUGAAGUCUUUCUUGCUAUCCUUAUUGUCUUGUCUGGAAGCUCAAUGGUUGUCACUUUGUAUAGGCACAAGCAGCAGGUUCAGCACAUCUACUGCAAUUAUGCUUGUACCAGAACGUCCCCUGAAUCAAGAGCCACCAAGAGCAUUGUGGUACUAGUGUCAGUCUUUAUUUGCUUUUAUUCUGUCUCUUCCAUCUUAUAUGGCUGCAUUGCUCUUUUCUGUGAUGAUAGCUGGUGGUUGAUAAACAUUGCACACAUCAUUUCUCUGUGUUUUCCAAUUUUUGGUUCCUUUUUGGUGAGCCAUAACCCUGCUUUGUCCAGAUUCAGCUUAUCCUGGAUAAAAAAUACACGAAGAGUAUAAAUUUAUCAAAUGUAUACAAAUUAUAUUAAUUUAGUCAUUUAGUUUCAAGUAUCAAUAUAAAAUCUUAUAAAAAAGCCAUUUUAUUUCUUAGUGGAACUGUAAUAAUUGUUUACACUUCAUAUUGUGUUCAUUAUCACCGAUAUGUACACAGCAAAGAAGUUGAAUGGGUUGUCCUUUACUCAAUAAAUAUAGCUGUUUUGGCAAAAAUAUUAAGUAGAUUUUCUCAAGGCUAAGUGAAUACUUUUUACUGUGAUUCUGAAAAGAUGUUUCCGUAACAUUUGACCAAGAAAUGAUACAUAUGAUUUUGUUUUUAAGAAGCAAGCACAGUUACUAGAGUGGUAGAUAUUGUUAGAAAGUAGUUAAUUAUUAAAUUUACUAUGUAUGUUUAAUUGUUUUGCAAUAUUUUGCUCUGUAGUUUUUAUUAUAUUUGUGUGAAAAGAACACUAUGAAACAGGCACAAUAGCAGUUUUAAAAACAAUGUAUAAAAUAUGUUUGCUGCACAAUAGAUUAAAACAUAAAUUUCCUGUGACAAA
Messenger RNA from Rattus norvegicus (Norway rat), 1469 nucleotides. NCBI's taxonomy places the organism in Eukaryota, Metazoa, Chordata, Mammalia, Rodentia, Muridae. The record is from RefSeq and is a predicted model, not a curated record.